CAUUCCCUUUACGCGGCUGCCGUAAGGAAACUUGGUCCGUCCUCCCUCGGUGCUCCGGAGUCCUGGCCCCGGCUCCCCGGUGCGCCAGGGUCGGCGAAGCGCCUCUGCGUCAGAGCCUCGCUCCCCCGCCAGGUGCGGGGCCUCGGCGCCAUGGACUCGUCGGCGCUGGAGCGGGACGCCGUGCAGUUCGCGCGGCUGGCGGUGCAGCGCGACCACGAAGGGCGCUAUUCGGAGGCGGUGUUUUACUACAAGGAAGCUGCACAAGCCUUAAUUUAUGCUGAGAUGGCAGGAUCGAGCCUAGAACACAUUCAAAAAAAAAUAAAUGAAUAUCUGGAAAGAGUUCAGGCUUUACAUUCAGCAGUUCAGUCUAAGAGUGCUGAUCCUUUGAAAUCAAAACAUCAGUUGGACUUGGAGCGUGCCCAUUUCCUUGUUACACAAGCUUUUGACGAAGAUGAAAAGGGGAAUGUUGAAGAUGCUAUAGAAUUGUAUACUGAAGCUGUAGAUCUCUGUCUAAAAACUUCCUAUGAAACUGCUGAUAAAACUCUGCAAAAUAAACUGAAACAGUUGGCUCGACAGGCACUAGAUAGAGCAGAAGCAUUGAGUGAGCCUUUAACAAAGCCAUUAUGCAAAGUCAAGUCAACCAAUAUUAAACCAAAGCCACCUCCAGCAAGAGCACAUUUUCCACUAGGAACUAAUCCCUUUCUUGAAAGACCUCAGCAAUUUAUAAGUCCACAGGCAUGCGAUGCACAAGGACAGAGAUACACAGCAGAAGAAAUAGAAGUUCUCAGGACAACGUCAAAAAUAAAUGGUGUAGAAUAUGUUCCUUUCAUGGCUAUUGACCUGAGAGAACGUUUUGCCUUUCCAAUGCCUUUCUGUGAUAGAUUGGGCAAGCUACCAUUAUCACCUAAACAAAAAGCUAUGUUUUCCAAGUGGGUACGCCCAGAAGACCUCAGCAACAAUCCUACAAUGAUUUAUACUGUGUCCAGUUUCAGCAUAAAACAGACAAUAGUAUCAGAUUGUUCCUUUGUCGCAUCACUGGCUAUUAGUGCAGCUUAUGAAAGACGAUUUAAUAAGAAGUUGAUUACCAGCAUAAUUUACCCUCAGAAUAAGGAUGGUGAGCCAGAGUAUAAUCCAUGUGGAAAGUAUAUGGUAAAACUUCACCUCAAUGGUGUCCCAAGAAAGAAUAUUGAUCUUCAUGCACUGACUGGGUGGAUACCAGAAAGGAUUGCUAUGCAUUCAGAUAGCCAGACUUUCAGUAAGGAUAAUUCUUUCCGAAUGCUUUAUCAAAGGUUUCACAAAGGGGAUGUCCUCAUCACUGCAUCAACUGGAAUGAUGACUGAAGCUGAAGGAGAAAAGUGGGGCCUGGUUCCCACACAUGCAUAUGCUGUUUUGGAUAUUAGAGAGUUCAAGGGGCUGCGAUUUAUCCAGUUGAAAAAUCCCUGGAGUCAUUUACGUUGGAAAGGACGAUAUAGUGAAAAUGAUGUAAAAAACUGGACCCCAGAGUUGCAAAAAUAUUUAAACUUUGAUCCUAGAACAGCUCAAAAAAUAGACAAUGGAAUAUUUUGGAUCUCAUGGGAUGAUCUCUGCCAAUAUUAUGAUGUGAUUUAUUUGAGUUGGAAUCCAGGUCUUUUUAAAGAAUCAACAUGUAUUCACAGUACUUGGGAUGCUAAGCAAGGACCUGUGAAAGAUGCCUAUAGCCUGGCCAACAAUCCCCAGUACAAGUUGGAGGUGCAGUGUCCACAAGGGGGCGCUGCAGUUUGGGUUUUGCUUAGUAGACACAUAACAGACAAGGAUGAUUUUGCAAAUAAUCGAGAAUUUAUCACAAUGGUUGUAUACAAGACUGAUGGAAAAAAGGUAUAUUAUCCAGCUGACCCGCCCCCAUACAUUGAUGGGAUUCGAAUUAACAGCCCUCAUUAUUUGACUAAGAUAAAGCUGACCACACCUGGGACCCAUACCUUUACAUUAGUGGUUUCUCAGUAUGAAAAACAGAAUACAAUCCAUUACACAGUCCGGGUAUAUUCAGCAUGCAGCUUUACUUUUUCAAAGAUUCCUUCACCGUACACCUUAUCAAAGCAGAUUCAUGGAAAGUGGAGUGAUCAGAGUGCUGGAGGAUGUGCAAAUUUCCAAGAGACUCAUAAAAAUAAUCCCAUUUACCAAUUCCAUAUAGAAAAGACUGGGCCAUUACUAAUUGAACUAAGAGGACCAAGGCAGUAUAGUGUUGGAUUUGAAGUUGUAACAGUAUCUGUGGUGGGAGACUCUGGUCCCCAUGGCUUUCAGAGGAAAUCUAGUGGUGACUACAGGUGUGGGUUUUGCUACCUGGAACUAGAAAAUAUACCUGCUGGGAUUUACAAUAUCAUUCCCAGUACAUUUUUGCCUAAACAAGACGGACCUUUUUUCUUGGACUUUAAUAGUAUUAUUCCCAUCAAGACAACACAGCUUCAGUGAUGGGGAAAUGGCUGCACUUACUGGAUUUUAUACUUACCAAACAAUCAACUCUUCAAAUGAAGACACAAAUCUGCAGGACACUAAACAGUAAGAACAGAAUUAAUUCUCUAAAAAUGGAAUCCGGUGCUCAAGUCGGAGUGCUUAGUGAGAAUUGUGUAUAGACAGAAUUGCCAUAAAUUACUUAAGAAGUACCACUUACAUGGUUUUGUGUGUCUGUGAAUUGGCUUGCAUUUAAAAGGGGCCACAGUGUAUUUAAAAAGUGCAGCUGAUUAAAGUUUAUACUCAAUCACACUGUGAUAUGAUUUUGCUAAGAGGGAAUUGAGACCAGAUGAGAGGGACAUAGACUCAUUGAAUGGAAUGGUAGGCUGGUAUAAUCUGAACUAUUUAUAUUGUCUUUCUGGCAGAGCAUGUUGUAAGGUAAAACCUGCUUGUAUUGUGACUCUACUGUGCAUCUUGGGCAACUAAUUACCAAAUGAAUUAUAGUCACCAUUACAGAUUUUAAUUCUGCAUCACUUAUGACUUUAAAUGUUUGUUGCCCAGAUGUUAUGAAAGAAUAAAGCUUUAAGAAAUACUAAUUAGCUUAGCAUGAAGAUGCUCAUGCUUACGAGUGAAGGUUGUUAAAGUUAGUACCUGUCUCCCAUUGAAUCAUGUAAAGAGAACUGAAGUAUAUAUAUUCACUGUUGCAGUCAUUUUUUAUCAGGUUAACAAAAGUAGUAGUCUGAGACAUUGAAGACAUCACUGUUUAGUUGGUACUUUUUAAUUGCUCUCUAGUUGAGUGCUUUUAAUGGUAACAGCACUGUGGAGAAAAUACAAUUGAGAAUUUAAUAUAUUUUAAUUGGGAUUGCAUUCAGAGAAAUUGCCAAGAUACUAAUGUCUUGUGUGUAAAUUCCCAGUUGUUUACAUAAAAAUCCAUCAGAGCAGAAUGAUGCUCAAGAUUUUAAAAAUCUGAAAAUAAGGUGGUAUUUUACAUCAUCUCUUACAAUUAUCAAACUUAUUUUGUAUUUGAUACGUUUAAUUGAAAUAAAAUGUUUAUACUUAUGGAAACUGUAGUUUAACCUAGAGAAAUUGAUUAUUAAAGGACUUCAUCAAGUAUGUUCCAUGUAAAAGAUUAAAGAACUCAUUAUUUGCUUGAAAA
Messenger RNA from Myotis davidii, 3580 nucleotides. It is a transcript of the gene CAPN7, whose product is annotated as calpain 7. The record is from RefSeq and is a predicted model, not a curated record. Gene Ontology annotation, biological process: proteolysis. Bases 151 to 2445 code for a protein of 764 amino acids. Gene Ontology annotation, molecular function: calcium-dependent cysteine-type endopeptidase activity. The transcript is spliced from 20 exons. Lineage: Eukaryota; Metazoa; Chordata; Mammalia; Chiroptera; Vespertilionidae.